UUUUAUUACUUGUACCGUCAAGUAUGCUUGGGCGUGCUUUUGGAGCAACAAGCAUCUUCGCCAAAGGCUCCGGUUUUGGAUCAAAGAGACGAUGAGAAUUCUCCAGAUCUUAACAAGAAAGCUCUCUUCUUCCCAGAUUCGAAGCACAGCGCCUUCGUCAACUUUCUCCUCUCGUCAAUUUCACUCUCUCUCCAAUCCAGCGUCAUUCGGCAUUGCUUUCGACAUUGACGGCGUCCUGCUACGUGGCAACAUUCCUAUCGGCAGCUCUCCUCAAGCUCUCAAAAGCCUCUAUGAUGAUUCUGGUACUCUGAAAGUUCCCUAUGUAUUCUUGACCAAUGGGGGUGGUGUUCCUGAAUCUAAAAGAGCAAAGGAGUUGGCCAGAUUAUUGGAUGUCAAUAUCCUACCUUUACAGGUUAUACAGGGGCAUACACCAUUCAAACAAUUGAUGAAAAGAUUUGAGGAUGAGCUUGUUGUUGCUGUUGGAAAAGGAGAACCCGCUGAAGUGAUGUCUGAAUAUGGUUUUAAAAAUGUUCUCUCCAUAGACGAGUAUGCAUCUUAUUUUGACAACAUUGACCCGUUGGCCCAAUACAAAAAAUGGACAGACAAGCAGGAUGUUAAUCAGAAUAGCAAGUCUAAGCAUGUAGCUUUCAGCAAUGAUCCAUGCUCACAGAGAGCGCAAGCAGUCUUUGUUGUUAGUGAUUCUGUUGAUUGGAGCAGGGACAUCCAGGUUCUCUGUGACAUUCUAAGGACUGGAGGGCUACCAGGAAAAGAGAUUGCACACCAGCCACCACUCUUUUUUGCAAACGAUGAUCUUGCCUAUCAGGCCCUGUUUCCAUCUGAACGACUUGGCAUGGGUGCUUUCAGAAUUGCAUUAGAAUCCGUCUUCAAUGCUAUCCACCCUGCUGCGCUGAAGUAUACGUCAUAUGGGAAACCAAAUCCUUUUGUAUUUAAAAAUGCGGAGACAGUAUUGAUGCAAGUUUUACAAUCAUCUCACUAUAACAAUCAGGUAGAUGGUAGAGAGCAGUUUUUCAAAACCUUAUAUAUGAUUGGCGAUAAUCCCGCCGUUGAUAUCAAAGGAGCUCGACAGGCUGGAAAUCCUUGGUUCUCUAUUUUGACAAGGACUGGAGUCUUCAAGGGGAAAGAAAAUUAUGACGAAUGCCCAGCAGAUCUGGUUGUGGACACUGUGGAAGAAGCAGUAGACUACAUUUUGAGCAAGGAGUGUAUCUCAUGAUGCACAUCUGGUAAAAGUCUCACCAUGAUUUUACCUUAUAUAUGUUAAUUGGGGGCAAUGAGGAAGUUGGUGGAUCUCACAGCUUAGCAAAUCACUAUUUAUUAGCAAUUUUUUUUCCUUCCUUUUUUUGGUACAAGGAAAAAUUCAAAUUUGUUCUUACUGCAAUAAAGCAUUGGUUAGAGCUCGUCCCCUGUUGAAGAAACAAGUACUGCAAACCUGAUUCUUAAUCUUAGAGAAAAGUACGUGAAGAUAUUUAGCACAUCAAGCCGAGUUGAUUCUUUGUCCAUAUCAUUUCUUGAUGUAAACGAUCUUGAUAGCUGAGUGUCCUAAUGUGUCAUUCUUAAACUUUAAAUGACUUUGUUAUGGAGUAGGCUCCGGCUUCUUCUAGGAUUUUAUUUCACAGGUUACUUGAUAGAUCAAGUUUUGCAAAAUAGAAGCUCUCUGCUAUUUGUUUAACCGUUCA
Nicotiana tabacum (common tobacco) is the source of this 1694-nucleotide messenger RNA. RefSeq names its product mitochondrial hydrolase YKR070W. The record is from RefSeq and is a predicted model, not a curated record. Gene Ontology annotation, cellular component: mitochondrion. NCBI's taxonomy places the organism in Eukaryota, Viridiplantae, Streptophyta, Magnoliopsida, Solanales, Solanaceae. Gene Ontology annotation, biological process: glycerophospholipid biosynthetic process.